AUGGCGCGGAAGAUGCAAGGAGGUGGUGGUGGUGGAGAUCCUUUUAACUCUGGUGGUCCUUUUGGUGGCCCUUUCGGUGGUUCUGGAGGCUCUUUUGGUGGUGAUUCCGGUGGUCCGUUUGGUGGAUAUGAUGGCCCUAAUGGUCCUCCAAAACUGGUGUCGAACAUCUUCGGAGGAAGAGAUCCGUUCAACGACCCUUUUUUCACGCAGCCUUUUGGUGGCGGCCUGAUGUCUCAGCAGAGCUUGCUUGGUCCCAGCAUGAUGUCUCAGCAGAGCUUGCUUGGUCCCAGCAUGAUGUCUCAGCAGAGCUUGCUUGGUCCCAGCAUGAUGCCUCAGCAGAGCUUGCUUGGUCCCAGCACGAUGCCUCAGCAGAGCUUGCUUGGUUCCAGCAUGAUGUCUCCGCAGAGCUUGCUUGGUCCCAGCACGAUGCCUCAGCAGAGCUUGCUUGGUCCCAGCGUGAUGUCUCAGCAGAGCUUGCUUGGUCCCAGCGUGAUGUCUCAGCAGAGCUUGCUUGGUCCCAGCAUGGAUCCUUUCGCAGGAAUGCGUCCUCCAUCUGGUUUCAUUGAGAAUCAUCAGCCACCUCCACCACCACAACAGCCGAGGAUAUCGCGUGGACCGAUUAUCGAAGAGAUUGAUACAGAUGAUGAGAAGGAAGGAGGAGAACGAGUGAAGAAAGGAAGUCUAGGGAAACAUGGCAGGUCAAGCAGUGAGGCGGAAGCUGAAGCGGCUAGAGCGGAAGAGAUGAGGAACAGAGAAAUGAGAAACAUGUAUGCGAACGUUAUGGCGAACAAUGGACAGAUGAAUGUGAACGCUAUGACGAGCAAUGGACCGAUGAAUGUGAACUCUAUGGCGAACAAUGGACUGAUGAAUGUGAACGCUAUGGCGAACAAUGGACAGAUGAAUGUGCACGCUGUGGCGAACAAUGGACCGAUGAAUGUGAACGCUAUGGCGAACAAUGGACAGAUGGAUGUGACCGCUAUGGUGAACAGUGGAGAGUGGCAACCACAAACUAGUAGCUACAGUUUCCAGAGCUCGGAGGUGACAUACGGUGGUCACGACGGGCACUACUAUGCUUCAUUGAAGACCAGAAGGGUAGGAAGCGAUGGGUUAACCUAUGAAGAAAGGAAAGAAGCAAACACUGCGACACGCGAGGCUGCGGAGAGGGUUUCAAGAGGCCUUCACAACAAGGGCCACACUGUUGCGCGUAAGCUGAACUCAGAUGGUCGUGUUGAUACAACGCAGACCUUGCACAAUCUGAACGAAGGUGGUCUUGUGAACAGAGACCAACCAAUGUUGCUUCCUUCGACUGAUCCAAGCCCUUCUCGUGCACGAGCAGGGUCAUCCAAAAGAAGCAAGACUGCAAGAGGAAAUGGCAGAAACUAA
Messenger RNA from Thlaspi arvense, 1383 nucleotides. Lineage: Eukaryota; Viridiplantae; Streptophyta; Magnoliopsida; Brassicales; Brassicaceae. The record is from the annotation of a GenBank genome assembly.